CGUACCAGAAGUUUACCACAGGCCCUUUUAGCCAAACAAUACAAAGCCCGACCUUCACCAUAGCUCCUGCAGCUGCUCACACAGUUCAGGCAGAGUUACUCCUGACAACGGUACUGGUAACCGCACUCCUCAAAAAUAUAUGGCAUACAUGUGCUGAUCCCAGGACGGAGCAGCGAGAGGAUGCAGCGAAGUGGGGGCGCUCAUGCGCGUUGGCUUUGUCAGCGACGUCGCUUGGAUGCGUGGAGCCAUGCUUUGGCGACUAUAUGCUUUGUAUGGAACCUGAUGCUGGGCUGCGUCAGGAGCCAGGACUUCGCUACGGGCCUAAAAUUUCCCGCGAGUGGCGCUCUCCUUGCAAACCCAGCUUUCUUCGCGAGGUACGGUAACGUGAUUCCACCGGAUGAGCUUGACUGGCGGCCCACAGGCUUCAUUCGGGCGCCCGUCAACCAGCUGGGGUGCGGCACCUGUUACGUGCAUGCGGUGGUGCACGGCGUCGAGGCCCUGCAUGCCAUCAAGAAUGGCAGCUCCUCGCCCGCCAACACGUCGGCUGCGGUGCUGCCUGAGGACCAGGUCAUACGCUGCGGCGGGGCGGCGGUGGUGGCGGCGGCAUGCGACGGCGGCUGGGUGGGCGAGUCGUACAUCUACACCGCAAUCACGGGCCUGCUCAGCUCGCCGGACUGGGGCGCGGCGCUCACCGACCCCAACCUGAACAACGGUGGGGACGGCCAGCAGUGUCCCUUCAAGCCGCCCAGCCUGCUGCCGCCUGCCGACAGCACCACUCCCCUCAGCCUGCCGGAGUACUUUCGCAAUCGCGGCAUCCGCAUCUACGGCUGGGAGACGGUGCCCGCCACUGAGGGCUCGCUGCUGCAGGCGCUCUCCAACCAGCCGGUGGUGGCGCUGGUGCACGCCUCGCGCGACUGGUUCAGCUACCGCGGCGGGCUGUUUGCCGGCAGCUGCAGCUCCGCACCCAACAGCGCCAACCACGCAGUGCUGGUGGUGGGGUACACGGCGUCAGCCUGGAUCAUCAAGAACAGCUGGGGCACCGGCUGGGGCGAAGGCGGCUACAUGUACCUGCCCCGGGGCGGCAGGAGGGGCAACCCCUGCGGCCUCCUCAACAUGGCCACCUACCCGGUCAUGGAGCAGACCCCUGCGGCGCGGCGCGGCGAGCUGCUGCAGGAGGGCUUCUGUUCCGGCCUGCUGUCUGUGGAUGCGGCGGGCGCGGCUGCGGGCGUGACGCUUCGGGUUCUGGCUGAUCAGCAGAAGGUGUCAGUGGAGGAGAUGGUCCGCGUCAACGGACACCUGAAGAACGCCGAUCUGCCUCUGGAGGCUGGCACGCGUUACUACCUGCCGCCCUGCUCUCGCAACACGCCGCCGCCGCCUGUGCCCACACUCGAAUGCGGCACGCUCUACCGCGUAUCCCUGGUCGGCAGCCCCAACAGCAGCGCUGGGGUGGUGAGCCGCAACCUGUUUGCGGAGUCGGGUGCCCACGGCCGGCGGCUGCAGCGGCAGCACUUCCACGCCCACCGCCAUCACCACAGCCGGCAGGGCCACCACCAUCACGGGCAGCACCACCGGAGCCCGCACCAACACCCAAACCCAUUGCUGCAAGAUGCCGCAAGCAACUCCGUGAUGGACCAGCAGCUGCCACUCGGCGUCAGCAGGCGGUCACUGGCAAUCACGGGCCCCGGCUCCGAUUGGGUCUACUUCACGGUCCUCUCCACCGCCAACUCGGUCGACAGCAGUGUGCAGCAGCAGGUGCUGGAGCUGCAGCUCCCGGACUUCAGCGGCGGCAAUGUGGCCUUCAACGUCAAGUACGGCGAGAACAACCAGCGGCAGCUGUGGCGCCUCAUGCAGCCGGAGGGCAGCGACAGGACGCUGCUACAGGUCCAGGCCACGGGCAAAUGCGCCCGGUAUGAGUUCACGAACUCGGUCCAGUCCGGUAACAUUGUGGGCAUAUGGUGGGCCUGCGACCCCACCGACGCCCGGCAGUGGGUGGAGCUGCGGGACGCCGCCACUGUUGCGGCGCCCACGCCCGCCACGACGUCUUACAUGCUGGCUUUCGUUACCCUCAACAUGUGCCUGUACGGCAACUACAUAAACUACCUGGGGCUGAGGUACAUGCCGUACCUGGGCGACUGCUCUGCGAUCGGGGCUAACCAAAAGGUCGUGCUAGCAACACCGCCUGCGCCUGUGGACUUCACGCCGGCCUGGCUCACGGGAGAUCCCAUCGGAGCCCAGGGCAGCGUUGCUGACUCUGCGCUGCGCGCUGUGCGGCUGGCCAACGGCGCGUUCCUGACUCGCUUGGAGAACGGCAACAGCUUCUUGCAGGUGGGCUUUGGCAACGUGGGCCCCGAGGGCCUGUUGCCCAGCCAGCUGUGGCGCCUGUUCAAGGGCCCCGUGGACAACCAGGGCCGCCAGACGUUCAUGCUGGGUGCCAACGUGACGGUGACGGGGUCGGACGGCAAGAACACCUCCAUACUGCUGUGCGUGGCGCCCAGCCAGUACAGCGCCUACGACCGGCUGUUCAUGUACGCCAACUGCGAGCCGGGCACAGGCGGCUGGGUGGGCCUGCACCACUUCGGCGUCGCCUCGGGCGGCAGUGGCGGCAGUGGCGGCGGCGUGCGUUUGGACGCGGGCGGCUACCCGGCGGGCAGGGCGCUGCUGUGGGGCUUCCUCAGGAACGAGGGCAACUGCGUGUUCACGCCCGAGGCCGACAAGCCCUUUGACCCCGUCACGACGGGCUUCCUGCAGCGGCCCUACACCGAGCCCUGCCUGCCCGACAACCGCUUCCAGCAGUACGACUUUGUGGACCCCGCAUCCCCCGAAGAUGACAACCCUCGGCCGCCCCGGCCACCAGUGGACAUCAUGCCGGACUCCUCGCUGCGCUACGUGCUUGACACGCGCGGCACGUACCUGUCCUCCCCCGCCGUCCGGGUGGGGGCGCCGGUGGGCUUCCUGGCCGGCGCCUCGUCGGCAGCCGACCUGUCGCCCGACUCCAGCCAGCUAUGGUACCUGAGGCCCGUGGCGGACGGCCCGGCCGGCGCCAAGAGGUACCAGCUCGCCCUGGCGGCCAGUGGGCAGCAGCUUUGCGCCACCGUGGCUGUCAGUAUGGACUCGCUGACGCUGCAGGAGUGUGACGCGGGCUGGGACCGCCAGGCGUUUGCCUUCCCCGGGGCCGACAACGUUGCGCCCGGCGGUACCGGCAGCAAUGCGCUGCCUGUGGGGCGCCUGCAGUACCUUGUGUACACGUCGGAUCCCGGUGUGGGCGGCAUCAGCAGCAGCAAGAGCUACUGCGUGACCGGUGACACGUACCAGCCCGACUUUGCGUACACCCGGGCUCGCGUGGCGAGUGUGGCGCAGUGCGACGCAGAUUCGAGCUACACGUCUGGGCUCUUCGUUGGAAAGCCGACGCAAGCAUACAUCGGUCUGGCGCCGCCGCUGACCCCCCUGCCGGCGACCAUCCCGCCUCGCAGCCGCGCCGGCUACGUGGCCAUCUACGACGUGCGCGGCGCCGCUCUGUCGGCGGCGGCCUCGGGCGCCGUGACCCUGCGCUACACGGAGUCGGGGUCGGGCGGCGGCAGCGGGACAGCCGCCAAGCAGGCGUUGCAGGAUUCACAGCUGUGGCGCGUGCGGCCGGCAACCACGCCCGGGGCCGACUGGUUCACGGCUACAAACUAUGUGUUUGGUGACUCGCUGUGUCUGAGCACCGCGGCAGCGGCCGGGUCGCCAGACGCGUACGGGCCGCUCACUCUGCGGCCCUGCGACGCCUCUGACACCCGGCAGCGGCUGGUGUUCUGGACGGCGGACACCGCGCAACGCGUCACGACCCGCACCGUGCCUCUGGGCCGCACGCAACUGGGUUUCGCGGAUGCCGGCAGCCCCUGCCUCGCCAGCGUGACUCCCAGCCUCAUGAUUGCUUACCGGGCUCCGUAUGAGGUGCAGGCCGUGUCCAAGUGCGGGCCGCGAACGGACGAGACACAGCUGUUUGAGGUGGCAGACCCCAUUGGCACGGUGACCUACCAGCACCUGCGCUGGUGGAAUGGUGGCCCCGCACAAACCAGCAGCGUGGCAGGCCUCAAACCGAAAGAGGCGUCUUGCCGGCCAGGCACCUACGUGACGGGUCUAGAGGGUGUGCUGUGGACGGGCCUGCCCGCACUGGAGGCGUGUGUGUUUGCUGCACUGCUGGCUGAGAGCCCCCUGGGCGGCAUGCUCUACUCCAAUCUGGCAGACGAGCUGAACACGUGGGACGUACGGCGGCAGCAGCUGGGCUUUGCGCUGUCAUUCAACCUGCUGUGCAACGACGGCAGCAAGGUCCAGGUCAACUCGCCGCCCGACUGGAGUGUGAGCGCCGCCACCAGCUACAGCUGGAGCGAGAGCUGCCCGGGCGGCUACGACCGGGUGCGAGCAGGCACACGCGCGUUCCUGUACGAGGGCCGGACCGGCUACUUCUCAAGCCAGGACAUCCAGAAACUGGACUUCUCGUUCAGGUGCCGCUCCGACCGCCGCUGGACGCUGUACACGGUCAACGGCGCGGGCGUGAGCAAGCGCCUGGCCACCUACAACUCCACCUCAGGCGACGGCUCCCGGCUGCUGCCCAAUGCCGCCCUGGUGGCCCGGCUCAAGCAGACUUGCGGGCCCGCGGGCUCCAUCAAGACGGCCACGGACAACACCGUCACGUUCUUCGACUCGCCGCAGACACCCGUGGACAUGCCCACCGCAGACCAGGUGGCAGGACUAAAUCUGGCGCCCCUGUCUGCCAUGAUCCACCGGUCGCUGCCCCAGCUGCUCGACCUCCAGUCCUUCCCGGCACACCGGCUUGAGAACAUGGCGGGGGCGGCGACCUGCCCCGAUAACCAGGUGCUCACGGGUGUCUACAUGCGCAGUGGCAUGCCCGCACUGGGCAGCACCGCUCCCUACAACGGCUGGCAGGCAGGCCGCGUCAUCGACCUGCCGGUGUCGCUGUUCCUGUACGCCAUCAACCCUCUGCUGCUGAGCCUCGACGGAGUCAUCUGCCGCGCAGUGAUAGGGGCGGAAGCACUCCCGCCAGCCACUAGCGGCGGACCGGGAGUGGUUGUUCCGCCGCCCGCGGGCAUGGUGUUCCUGGUCAGUGCGGAGCCGGCGGCCGGGGCGGGCGGCAGCGGGCGGCGCACCAAGGACCUGGGCUGUGCGGGUGACGGCGCGUUCAUCACCGGGGUGUACGCCGCAGACGACCAGAUUGACCUGAACGUGCUGGGCGUGCGCUGCUCGGACGGCAGUAGCGCCUUUAUCGGCACACAGCGCCGGGAGGCGGGGGCGCCACUGCCCGCCUACAUCGACGUCCCCUGCGCUGAGGGCUUUGAUGCUGUGAAGAAGCCGUGGGGCACACCCUCAGAUGGGCGAAGCACCAGCCGUGGCCUGGGCAGCUUUGCUCUGCGCUGCUCCUCUGCCGCGGGGCAGUACGACAGCUUUGCCGGCAGCGCUGGCGACGGGCGGUUCUGGACUCAGCUGGGCGCUUACAAGGCGGUGCUGGCCCGCGGGGACCUGUACGCCGCGAGCGAGGCGUUCGUGAACAGCGAGGACGUGUACGGCUGCGCGGACGCGGGGGCUGUCAUCACGCAGAUCACAGUCGUGUACGACGAUGCAGCCAAGGCCGUGAACACACUGCAAUUCUUUUGCGGCGAGCGGCCCCGACUCAGCGCCGACAGCUCCUUCUAUGACAUCGCGUUCCGCUACGGCAUCACCCUCAGCGACCUGUUCGGCGCCAACCCCGGCGUCAACUCCAGUCUGCCGCUGUCCGCCUACAACAACACCGUGCUGGCCGUGCCGCAGCUGUGCGGGUCCAUCUCGCAGCAGCCGCCCAUCACAACCAUCGCGUCGUCGUGCCCGCGCUACUGGCCGCUGCCCAACACCACCGUAACUGGCACCGAGACCUGCGGCUCCAUUGCCAUCUCCUUCUGUAACCGUGACUUGCGCUUCCUCAACUCUGUGAACAACGGCAUUUGUCCCAAUGCAACGGUCCGCAUCAGCCGGGGCGUGCGUCUGUGCAUUCCGCCUCGCGCCUCUGUGAUAUCAGUAGGCCACCGCCGCCAGCUCAUCGGGGCUUUGGCGGCAGGUGGGGCCGGAGCCACACAGGCUCCGCGGCCACGGCUGCAGCUGCAGCACGAGGCCCUGCUGGUGCCUCUGGGCCACUCGCAGCGGGGCCUGCUGCAGUCGUCGGACGCGGCGCCGCGGGCGGGUGCCGUGGGCGCGGUGUGCACCCUCAAGACGUACGUGUCUGUGGGGGCGUCAUGCGGCUCCGUCGCCGCAGCCUACAACUUGACAGACACGCAGAUGUACGACUACAACACAGACCUGCGCUGCGAGGCCCUUGCGGCCGGCUCGGUGCUGUGUGUGGAACGCAGUGACAGUGGAGAGGAGGACACGCUGGAGCCGCUGCUGGUGGAGGACGCGCCACCCCCGCCGCCGCCGGCCUCACCCCCGCCCUCGCCCAAACCCUCGCCGUCACCCAAGCCCUCGCCCUCAGCCAGUCCCAAACCGUCAAGCAAGAAGUCACCGCCACCACCGGGCGCGGCAAAGCCACCCCGGGCGCCACGCAAGCCUCCCGUCAGGAAGUCUCCGCGGCCCAAGAAGCCCACGGCCCAAAGCCCGCCUCGCCAAGGUUGAGCCUUUCAUGACUUGUGUAAAGGCUCUGUGACGAGCCUUGAUUGCGUGGAUACAGCUAGGUUCUAUGUGCAAGUAAGCCACUGAAGAUAGGGCUUGUGAUGUACCUAGUAUGCGUGCGCAUUCGGUCAUUGUUUCAUUGUGUUACGAAGCAAGUGGGCGCGCGUUGCAGCGUCAUUUUGUCACUGGCAGUGGUGCAUGCAGGCAUUAUAAUCAUGACAAGCUCCGGGAGGAUCCGCCGGUUCGGCCCCCCGUGUCAUUCCUCAAAUCAUCGCAUCCCACCCAUGCAGUAUGGCAGUAAGGCAUCUGAAGAUUUGCUCGACUAUUGGUUUUGCGUGUUAGAACUUCAGUUGUAGCUUGUACGCACGAUUGCCAAGUAGCAUUACGAAGUCUCAGCUGCGUUGGGCCUGCGGGCUGCUGGCCUUAUGUGUUGGGUGGGUUAGCUUCCUAAGUGCGGAGGAAUGCAAACGCUGAACGCACUAGCUUCUUCUGGGUAGCCCAGCCACCUGCGUAUGGCUUAUUUGGCCUCAUGCUCACCGUGUGGCUUCAAUGCAGCCAUGGCCAAGGGUACGGUAUGGUGAUUGCUCAUGGCACAGCGUGCACAACAAAGUUAAUUGGCACGGCACGUUUGCUUUUGGCCCCAUGCAGGAAAAUUGAAGCACGGCAGGGAGGGCGUUGGUGGACUGACCUCGCUCCUUGCCCAGCAAGCCGGGACCCUUUCUUGUCCUACUGGCCAGCUGCAUUCCCUUGUAACCGCCUUCCAUG
This is a messenger RNA of Chlamydomonas reinhardtii, 7401 nucleotides long. RefSeq lists its product as uncharacterized. Gene Ontology annotation, molecular function: cysteine-type endopeptidase activity. Gene Ontology annotation, cellular component: lysosome. The record is from RefSeq and is a predicted model, not a curated record. Lineage: Eukaryota; Viridiplantae; Chlorophyta; Chlorophyceae; Chlamydomonadales; Chlamydomonadaceae. The coding region runs from base 283 to 6639 and encodes 2118 amino acids. The transcript has 34 exons.